AUGACGAAUGGCUUUCGACCGGCUCUUUGCCAAGCUUCAGCUUUCAUUGUCACUCUCUUUGCCUAUGCGUCAAUAUCCACAAUCGUCAUAUUGAACAUCGAAAAAUGCAUACAUAUUUGCUUUCCAUGGUUGAAAAUAAAGAUGUUGGCUUCACGCUCCACCUGUCAGGCGUUCUUCAUCUGCUUUGCCUGGGGCUAUGCAAUUUUCUGGGCAAUAUUUCCAUUGUUCAAAUGGAACGACUACAGUUUGUUUGUUUUCAGUAGCUGCACUAUCAACUGGGAUACAGGUGAUAAAAUUCAUAGAAACUUUGUCAUCUGCAUCAUGGUAUUCUGUUUCAUUCUCCCGUUUGUUUUGUCCAUCGUUUGCAAUAUCUUAUGCAAGAGAACUCUGCAGCUGAUGAAGCGCUACGCACGGGCGCAUUUUGGUCCUCACUCUGCAGAGGUGAUCCAGAAUGCAAAAGCAGAGUCAAAAACUGCCCACAUUACUUGGGUAAUGGCCAUGGCCACGCUGUUUGCUUGGACACCGUACUCGGUACUCUCUCUACUGAGAUUUUGCAGUGCGAAAUUCAACAGCGAUGUUUACGAGACCCUUGGACAGAUUAGUAGCAUAAUUGCAAAAUCUUCAUGUAUGCUAAAUCCAAUUAUCUAUGCUUUUGAAGUCAAAGCCUUUCGGCAGGAAUUGAGAACGAUGCCAUUUGAAAUAUACCGCUCGUUUGCUGGGAAUGUUACACGGAACACCAAGGCAAGUGCAAAUGUAAGUAACAUUAGUGGCACCGAACUAUAGGGAAUGGAAGCAGUCAUACGCCAUAGUCAGAAAAUGCAGAUACUUUUACUUCAUGUAAUAAAGAGAAAGGAAAAGAUUGACUCAACCUGCUAAUUAUUAAUUUUCUGUUUUUCUUAAAUAUUGUAUAAAAGUUUUUAUAGUUACAAGUGUUUGCAUUUCGACAACUGAAAUAUAUUGCGAGAAAAUUACCGUUCGGUUCAGGGGCGGAUCCAGAAAAGAUUCGAAGGAGGGGCAGUUGGUAAUGGGGGCGCUGAAAAAUUUUCAGAAAUUGAUGACGAGUGUACGCUGUAUUCACUUUGUAGGGAAAUUGUUCACAAUACACUCUUUUUUUUAUAAGAACCAGUAAAUUUAAAUUCAGGCUCAUUGUUCUUAAUUUUUUCCGAAAAUCUGAGGCUGGAUUGUUCUUAAUUUGUUCUUAAAUUUAUAGGGUAUAAGCAGUGCGAUUUCUAGCUUUUCGUUCUGGGGAAUUGUUCAGGCCUCUUUUGCCAACAAAGUGCGUAGAGACAAACUUAAUUUGCCGCCAUGUUUUAAUAUUCACCGAAAAAGCACCCACGCAUGGCUGAAAAUCCUCGUUUUUGAGAUAAAACGUUGUUCAAAAUUUCAUUUUACAGU
Rhopilema esculentum is the source of this 1395-nucleotide messenger RNA. NCBI's taxonomy places the organism in Eukaryota, Metazoa, Cnidaria, Scyphozoa, Rhizostomeae, Rhizostomatidae. The record is from RefSeq and is a predicted model, not a curated record.